CCUGCCACUGUGUCACAGCUCAUCCAGCGGGCGAAACUCCGACAGACCCUUAAACGGUGGGAGACGCACCUCAACAGCUUGGGCACCCACAAGGGCCACAUCUACGUACGGAACCAGGUCGACCUGGAAGGCCCACCUAAGAACUUCACCUACAUAAAUGACUAUAAAGUCGGUGAUGGGAUCAUGCUGAAUGAGGUAUCCGUGGGCUGCGAAUGUACAGACUGCCUGGGCAACCCUGUGGAGGGAUGCUGUGCCGGAGCGUCUCAGCACAAGUUUGCUUACAAUGAGUUAGGCCAGGUCCGCAUCCGGCCUGGGUUGCCCAUUUACGAAUGCAACAAGCGGUGCCAUUGCGGGAUCGACUGCCCCAACAGAGUGGUGCAGAGGGGA
Sinocyclocheilus rhinocerous is the source of this 387-nucleotide messenger RNA. Its product is annotated as histone-lysine N-methyltransferase SUV39H1-like. Gene Ontology annotation, molecular function: histone H3K9 methyltransferase activity; zinc ion binding. The annotation marks the transcript as partial. The record is from RefSeq and is a predicted model, not a curated record. Gene Ontology annotation, cellular component: nucleus. Lineage: Eukaryota; Metazoa; Chordata; Actinopteri; Cypriniformes; Cyprinidae. The transcript has a single exon.